CUACUGUGGACAUGUUUAUAAAUAAUAAAUUUUCUGCAUGAAAUCCACUUAUGUUGUUCCGAAACAGAAACAGUUUUACAUUUAAAUAUAAAACAACUUAAACUUACAAAAAAUUUUUUUUUUAUAUGUGUCAUACAAAAAAUCCCGGCAAAGGAAUUGUGAUAUUCUAAUUUUAAAAUCGACAAUUUAAUACAACAAUACGGUAAUCACUAGGAGAGGUUUCACUCCAAACUCCUCGUCCAGUCUCAUUGUCAAACCACAGAUGUCUGAGAUGAUUCACAAAAACCCUCUCGAGCCUAUCAAACGACCAGGCUUAAUACCUUUAAAAGAUUUUGUUAGAAAACAGUUAAAAACUAAGAUUCAGUCAGGUGGUCCUGUUCGUGAUCAAUAUACUAAAACACUUCAAUGUUCUAAUAGUGGAAAAUCUAUAAUAUUAUACGAAAAGAAAUUAAUACAAAGUCCUGCAACAGAUAAACCUACCAUAUUUAUGAAUAAGGAAGAGACUUCCGUACAAAGGAAUGAAUCAGAUAGUGAAGCAAAAAAAUCUCGUGAUAAAUUUAAUCUCCAGAAUAAUAAACCAUCAAAUUCCUACGACCACUCAAAUAGUAAAGAACUUAUUCACGGUCAAACUUAUAACCAAAAUCGCAGUAUGCCAGACAUAAAUAUAAAUGAACCAAUCGAAACUACUAGCACUGAUCAAGACCUACCUGAAUUCAUCUUAAAAAGAGAUUCAUCUGUUGUACAUAUUCGUCCUAUAACAUCCAGCCAGCCAUGUCAAUCCAAACCUGUACAGGAAAACAAAGUUUCACUAACUUAUAUUGAUAAACCAAUUCCAAAGUCUGAUAUGCAAAAAGUACACGUUAAAAGACCUGAUAAGUUUAAUGUAUUUAACCAAAACGUUAUUCGGAAUGAUACUGAAGCUACUGCAUCUUAUAAUCAACUGCCAUAUUCAACAAUAAAUGGUCAAAAUUCUUUUGCAAUUAUGCAAACACAAACUAAACAGUCUUCUAGUAAUAAUAAUGAUAUUGGAGAAGAAUAUUCUCAAGAAUUUACAAAUAAUGCAACACAUGCUAACGAUGGAAUUAAUGUAUCGUCUCAACUGUAUGAACAUUUAUGCAAAAAAACACCAACAUCAAAUUAUAAAAAACCAUUUGGUAAAAAACAUAAUGUUGAAAAUACUGCAAAUAAUAUAACAACAGCUUUGGAUAGCUCAUCGGAGACAAUAAGGCAGCAUGAACCCUUACAACCAAAUAGGACUAUUCCAGCCUAUUCUCAAAAAGAUCCGCGACUGUCUAGAGUUAAUAUUGGAAAGUCCAUCGAACAAACUAACUUAGAAAAACAGAGGACUAACCAUAAUAUGACAAUUAAUGCAUCUUCUGCUAGACACCUAGCAUACUUGGCUCAGCAGUCUCCGCAGUUUUUACAGAAAUCACCCCCAGUGCAAUAUUUUCCAGGCUCUCAAGCUUUCUUUGGGCAUAAUGUGUAUUCUCAUGACAUACAUAAAAGACCCAAUACUGCACAAAGUAUCGAUGGAAAUAAUGAACACAUUUCAAGAUCAUAUAACAGUCAAUAUAGACAUGUUGAUCAAUAUUACUCACAAGAACAACAAAGACACGACCAACAGAGAAAAGCUACUGAGUGUACUUAUACCGACCAUAGUUCGCAUUCUCGAAGUAUUCUGGUUAAUCCAUCCAAUCAGUCGAUUCAUACAAAUGUAAUGCAAAAUUAUUCAAACGCAUAUAACGAAUGCAAUGAAAUAGUCGAGCAUCCGUAUAAACAGACUCCUUCCGAUUAUCAAGAUGAAAGCCAGGAUUUACUCAGAUCCAGAAUAUAUGUUGAUAUAUCUAUCAAUAAAAGUAAUAAUGACGGUAAAACUAAUCAUAUAACAGUCGACCCUCAAAAUGUGACUGAAGGAACAUCUAUAGAUAUGGCCGAUAUACCGACUUCAUCACGAGGCUCUCUUAAAAAAAAUUAUACCAAUGUAAUUGGAGAACUUACAGAUGUAAGACCAACUGGAAAGGUUUUACAACAGAAUUACAAAUAUCAAACAGCUGCUACUCAAAAUAUCCAAGCAGAACGAAGUCCUCCUAUGCCAUCUUUGAUAGCACAACCACCAUAUAUAUAUGACCGUUCAUACGAAAGACAAUUUACAGCAGAUUAUGAAAAUCAUGUGUACCAAAAUCCACAAACACAAAGAAAGGUUGUCGAUCAGUGUACCGAAAUGAAUCCGAACAUUUCCAAUGUAAAACGCGUGCGGUUUGCAGAUAACUCUCCUCGAAAACGUUCUACCCCUAUGAGCUCCGUAACAAUAGCAGUAGAUCAAUCAUGUCAAACAGACGAAUGCUUGAUAGAAGAAUCAUCAGAUCAAGAAUUUGCUGUAUAUCAUGAUGUUGUUAGAGAAUAUAACAAUAUACCACGUCACAAAGUUAAAUCAGACCGGAAACAUGUUACAAAUCAAACAAAUGCAUCACCUAUUGAAAUAAAUACGGACAUUGCUCAUGCUAAAACAAAUACUCUUAAACAUGUUACAGAGGAUGUACAAAAGCCUGAAGAAAAUAUUACAUCAGUCAAAGAGAUUGAGAAUCGCAAAGCCAUGCUAGAGCAGCAAAUGUUAGAUUCUUUUGCUACUCUCUUCAAAUCAAUGGGCUCUACUAUUUCUAAUACGUGUGACAUAUUCAAUGAUAUACAUACUUCAAUGCCCAAAUCUCGCGAGAUGUACCAGAAACUGUUAGAUUAUUUCAAUAAAUUUAAUAUAAUAGAAAACAGUGUAAAUGACAUAACUGAAACUAAUACAACACCAGAUCAAAAUAUCACUAUUGAAAGCCAAAAUAAAGUGGAUAAAAUUAAAAAAUCUAAUAAUAACGUCGGAAAUAAAGUUACCAAAAUUAACGAGCCUAAGAAAAAAUACGCAAGGCAGAGACACUCUUUCAUUUUGCCACCAGAAUAUGAUCCGAAAGACACAAAAUGGACGUUAAAGUACAGGAAACGUGUAACAGGGGUAGUUGAGCUGGUACCCAAUAGUGGUAUUUACGUGAACGCUUUAGGGCUAGCCAAUUGCAAGCAGAAGUCGGAAGAUUGUAAAACACUAGCGCGUAUGUUGUUGAGUGAAGUGUAUAGCAGGAACGCGUUGAGUGUGUGUUCAAUUACUGGUAAAAAGCCGAAUGCUUAUGAAAAUCGAAAUGAUAAUGUGCGACCUGGAUUGAACGAGUAUGCGAAAAUGGCACUCCUGACGUAUGUAGAAGAUUAUGGACGCAGAAAGAACUGGCCUCUGUUCGAUGAACACACAAUUUUAAGCACAAUACGCAGUAGGAUUCAAAAGAUACGAAUGUUAUAUGGUCGACGUCACAGUCCUAAAAAUUAGAAAUUUAUCGCCUGCAUACGACUAUAUUAUAAUUAGCUUUUACCCUCGGCUUCGGUCGCAUUCAAAUUCAAAAAUCAUUUAUUCAUGUAGGAUAUUUUAGCCGCUUAUGAACGUCAAAUUUUUAUAUUCUAAUUUUAAUUUUUUCCCUACCGUCCAGUUCGGUAUAUAGAUCCAAUUGAGAAGAACUGACAAGAAACUCAAUUGAAUUACUUUU
Messenger RNA from Achroia grisella, 3575 nucleotides. RefSeq lists its product as uncharacterized. Gene Ontology annotation, molecular function: DNA binding. The transcript has 2 exons. Bases 263 to 3361 code for a protein of 1032 amino acids. NCBI's taxonomy places the organism in Eukaryota, Metazoa, Arthropoda, Insecta, Lepidoptera, Pyralidae. The record is from RefSeq and is a predicted model, not a curated record.